CGCAGUUGUAUAAUGUAAUCAUGUUAAACGUAUUGCAAUAUUGUGUUUGUUUAAAUAAAAAUGAUCGGACAAAGUAUAUAUAAAAAUAAAUAAAUAAAACUUUAGGUAGUCCGUAUAAAAAAGUAGUGGUUCUUAAUGAAGAUUAUAUUAUUUUAGAAAGAAUUAAAAGUUGUGUACUGCUCAGUUUGUACUACAACACUUAUCUUUGAAUAAGAGAAUAUUGUUUUAAUAUAACAACGUAUCAACAAUUCUCGAGGUACCAUAGCCAUGCAUCCAUAGAAACUGUAAGUAACACAAAUAAAAUGCUUAAACUACUUAACAGAGGACAUUUGAAGAGUACGUGGUGGUUACUAAUUGUAAUACCUAUCGCAUCCGCCGGCUUUGCCUGCCUUAAUAAUCCUUGCGUACAUGGGAUAUGUAUUGAUGAUAUUAAUAGUUUUAGCACAUAUUUAUGUUAUUGCAUUGAUGGAUAUACGGGUGUUCAAUGCCAAACAAAUUGGGACGAAUGCUGGUCAAACCCUUGCCAAAACGGUGGCACUUGCAUAGAUGGUGUGGCAUCUUACAACUGUUCUUGCCCGGAUGGCUUCAUUGGCGAUAAUUGUGAGACAAAUUACAACGAAUGCGAUUCAAACCCCUGUUACAACAAUGGCACAUGCAUUGACAUGACUAACGAGUACGUAUGUCACUGCAUCCCCGGCUUCUCUGGAGAUCACUGUGAGUUAGAUGUAGCAGUGUGCAACUCGACGGGGGAGGUCAGGUGUCACAAUGGAGGCGAGUGCAUUGAGGGUCCCGGGUUCAAAUUUUAUUGCAAAUGUUCCGCAGGAUGGACUGGACACAAAUGUGAAGACCAGAUCGAUGAAUGCGAGUCGAAUCCAUGCAGGAAUGGUGGCAUAUGCAUCGACGCUCAUGCUGAUUACAUGUGCGCGUGCACAUACGGUUUCACUGGUAAAAGCUGCGAGGUAGCGAUAGAGUUCUGCUCUCAGGACUCCUGCAGCGAGAAGGCGCUGUGUGUUCUGGAAGACGGGUUGCGAGUCUGUUACUGUGUGCCCGACUAUCAUGGGGAACGAUGUGAACUACAGUACGACGAGUGCGCACUAGGACCAAGAUGCCUGAACGGCGGGACGUGUAUAGAUGGCGUUGACAAUUUCACAUGCUCAUGUCCACCAAGACUUACAGGACUUCUUUGCGAGUGUCUUAUUUUGGAUGACGGAAAUUAUGAUUGUGAAUAUAUUCGUCCAACUCUUCUACCAGACCAUAGUACAGCCACUCCUUCCUUUACUGAAACCAUAAUAAUAGACACAAGUACCAUGGAAUCGAAGUAUAAUUCAAGCACUACCACCACUAGCCUCAGUACUAUCGAUAGCGGCACCAGUAUUGAUGUCAUUACUACGGACAUGGCAAUUUAUACGAAACUAGAUAAUGUAACGGACAUACCAAUAACCGCUUCCAGUACAGACACAAUAGUAACAGAAAAUCUAACAACAAGCACAGAAAUAUCUGAUAUGACAACUGAUUCAUUGACUUCAACAUCAAUUUCAACAUCUCGAUCAACAACGAAAGAAGAUUCGGUUACUGAAAUAGUUACGAUUCUGAUAGAAACGAAAGGUACUAUAGGAGCUGAUGAUUCUAAGACAGAAAUAACAACAGAAUGUAGUGGAUCGUGUCCGAAAGGAAAUUUUUCCACUAGUGAUUUACCACCAACCACUAUAACUUCAAUAGAAACAACUGAAGGAAUCACUACUUCCACAGAAAUUACUAAACAAACAGCAACGGACACAACAGUUCAGACAACUGUUGAUCUUAAAGAAACAACAAAGCAAAUGACGUCAGAUACCACAGAAUAUACUCAUCAAGCACAAGACAUGACAACAGAAAGAAUGUUCACCGACAGUCCUGUUGAAACAACAGAACUUGCAACCGAAUUAACCCAUCCAAUGACCGAAAUCGAAACAAGUACAGGUUAUAAUCAAAUUUCAACAGCACACUCAGAUUGUACCGACGUCAUCUGUAACAAUCACGGCAGUUGUAUAAACACUCUUCAUGGCGUCAGAUGUCACUGUUUGUUCAAUUACGAAGGAAGAUUUUGUGAGAGUAAAAUUAUUGUUAACUCGGCCGCCUUUGAUGGCACUUCUUAUAUAGCGCAUCAUAUAAAAAAUUCUACCAGCAUAUCUAUAGCGUUCAAAGCCAAAACUCUAAUCCUUGACGGGCAAGUUAUGUACGUGGAUAUAGCUAAGGGCGCUUACAUGAAAUUGUAUAUGAAUUCUGGCUUGUUGAGAUUCGAAUUCUCCUGUGGCUAUCAGACAAUGCUGCUAAGCGAACUUAAAACUCACCUUAACAAAGGAUAUGUUAUGAAAAUUGAAACAAGAUUAGAUAUAUUCUUACCGGAAAAUCAUUGCAACGGAACCCUGAGACUUAAUGACACUGUGGCUAUGAGCGGCGGCCAGUUUGCAAAUAUUAGCUCUCCCGAGUAUAAUUCGAUUCUCUAUUUCGGGAACAUACCUAAUGCUAUUAGAAAUAACUCUAAUGAGAAGUCUUUUAUUGGAUGUGUCAAGGACUUAAUUAUAAACGACGAGAGACGUGAAAUAUUUAGCGACGCUUACGAAGCGUCUGAGGUGAGGGAAUGCUCUUCCUUGUCCUGCUUGUCGUCGCCGUGUGUGAACGGUGGUACUUGCAAUGAUGACGACGAUACAUACUCCUGUGCUUGUGCCAAUGGUUGGACCGGCGCCACUUGCAACGACUCCGUCUGCGACCACAACCCUUGUCAGUCCGGUGGAAGUUGUGUCCAUCACCCCGGGAGCGGAUUCCUGUGCCUCUGUCCAUAUGGCAGGCACGGCAUAUUCUGUGAAUAUAACGUGGAAAUAACACGUCCGUCUUUAUCGCCUAUAUCCCCUGGAAGGUCUUCCUACGUCUUGUAUCCGAUGUCACAGUCCGCAGCGAAUUCUGAUCGUUUUGAAAUGCGUUUGCGUUUUCAAACGUCCGACAUGGAUCAGAUAGCGUUGCUCGCGUUCGUUGGACAAAGAGGAAGACACGAUGCCAGGAGUCAACAUUUAGCUUUGACCUUUGUGAAGGGUUACGUUAUGCUGACGUGGAAUAUGGGCGCUGGACCCCGACGUAUUUUCACGUCCCGUCCUCUGGGUCCACGGCGCGGGGGACACACGGUGCGGAUCUGGAGACGAGGAAGAACAGCCGGCCUCGUGGUCGACGGGCGAUACAAUGUAUCAGGGAACGCACCCGCCCACACCAACAACAUGACUUUACUACCAUACAUCUAUAUUGGCGGUCACCCAUCCGAUGACUUCCGCGACCUGCCCCAUGACCUGCCCCUGCACAGCGGGUGGUCGGGGUGCGUGUUGGAGGUCACGGGUCAGUCAGGGGGAGGACGGGGGGUCGGCGGCCGGGGCGUGGGCCAGUGCGGGGUCACUCAGUGCACCGCCAAGUCCUGUAACGCACCCCGCGGCGUCUGUAUACACUCCCCCGCCACUUACGGAUGCAUCUGUAACGAAGGCUGGUUCGGUGCGACCUGCGCCAGUCCUCACAGUCCGUGCGAUCGAUCGCACUCUCGCUGCCAAGGUGCCUGUGUCAUUACACUCACUGACGCACACUGUGACUGCCCUUACGGCAAGUCUGGACCUAACUGCGAUCAAGAAUUAAUACCAAUCGAUGUUCUAUUCACCGGCGCGAGAUCCUAUCUGAAGCUGAAAGCUAGAUCUAUUUCUAGUGUGAGCUUAGCUCUGGAAGCGGAAAUUAAACCUCAAAAGGAGAGGGGAUUGAUUGUAUUCGUCGAAACGCCGCAUUUCUAUACGUCGCUUUCGCUUCAGGGUGGUUUGUUGGAGUAUAGAUGGACGGAUAAUUUGUCCGGUCUGACGUCACUGGUCCGCUCGGGGGUGGUGGUGUCGGUGUCACAAUGGCACGGCGUGAGGGCGGGUCGCUAUGGCAACCGGCUGUAUGUGUGGGUAGACGGCGCCCUCAGUACGGAACCCAUGCUGGCGCACGCCUACCCGCAUACAGCCAGCGAAGCAUCCAUCGUUAUAGGUGGUAUGAGAGAUCUGUCUCGGUUACCGUUCGAUGUUAUGUCCGGCCCUCCUGAAUCCUACAGCGGCUGCUUUAGGAACUUCCAUCUAAAUAAUAUAUUGUUACCUCUCGAACAACAAAAUAUAGAAGAGGGUCAAAACGUGCUAGCGUGCGAAGGGUCUAGUUGCGGCGCUCGUUGUAGACGAGCGGCAUGUUCCCGCGACACGUGUGCGGGGAGGUGUCGGCGCGGACGCUGCGUGUGUCCGGCGGGACGGGCGGGUGUUACUUGCAGGGAACAUAUAAACAUAACGAUACCUCAAUUCGGAGGGGACGCCAUGUUGACACUCAGUCGGAGCGAUCGUCGAGAACAAUUGAUUGAAGCGUCACCCGCUCGAAUAAAACUCAACUUCAACACCGCGGACCCGAACGGGCUCAUAGUUUGGAUCAAUACGGGUAUAGACUACUUCGGCGUUGGUCUCGAGAACGGAUAUAUUAAACUUAGUUGGUCUGUACAUUGUAACAAUUCAAGUGGUCAAACUACGAGAGACUAUUUUCCGUUACCACCAAAACUAACUCCGACUCUGGUCAGUGCGGGCUUCUUGGCGGACGGAGAGUGGCAUUCGAUUGCAUUGACCCUAAGACAUAACAUCUCUUUGUCUAUCGACGAAAAGUUAUUCGUUGAUCAAGAAUGCAUUCAAAUUGAAGACGAUGAUGACACUGAGUUAUUUAUAGGCGGCGUAUCUGAGGAAGAUGUUAUCGCCAAACAAUUUUAUCCCCAAAAUUUCAAGGGUUGCAUCGACAAAAUAUCAACGAAAAACGAUUUUUAUUUGACCAACUAUUCUGAAAUGCACAGCGAGAAUUUAAAAUCAUGUCUAUUGUUCCCAAUAGUUGGGAAGUAAUAAUUACUUGUUAUUUUUUGUCUCUGCACGUUUGGAUGAAAAAAAUAAUAUAUAGAUUCAUGUUGACCGAAAUAAAAAAAUUGCAUUUGAGAUAAUUUUGUUGUAUUUUGAUGAGUAACGUCUGUGUGUUGCAAUAAUCGUGUUCUAGUUAAGUAUGUAUGUGGGUAGUUUUAAGUGAAAACAAUACUCAACAGUACAAAACUCUUCUAGUCUAACUUAGUGGUAUUGACUUGAUAUGUUAACUUUUUUAUAUUUUGUAAUGGCAACUCUUUACAAUAAAAUAGAUUGACUUAAAACUUUAGAAUAUUGUUUGAGACAAAAAAAAAUAAAAUAGUCGAGUGCAUUGUUGUCACAUGUUAGAUCUGUGGUUUAUUGAAAGAGAAAUUAAACAUAAUUCGUACACAAAAUAUAAUUUUAUUGAUAUAUCCAUGUUUAAUAAAUUGUAUACAUAACAUCAUCAAAUAUUAUAUUAUAAACAUAUACAUUUCGUUAUAAGUUACUAGUUCAAACAAAUACAAUAUGAGAUGCUAUCUCCAUUAAUAUGUAUUAAUUAAAAAAAAAAAUGUGUUUAGUGUCAACACAGUGUUAUCGGCAUACAGUUUAGUGCCAGCCCCUUGGAGCUUAUGAACACUGCG
This is a messenger RNA of Danaus plexippus (monarch butterfly), 5545 nucleotides long. RefSeq names its product protein eyes shut (gene eys). Gene Ontology annotation, molecular function: calcium ion binding. Lineage: Eukaryota; Metazoa; Arthropoda; Insecta; Lepidoptera; Nymphalidae. The record is from RefSeq and is a predicted model, not a curated record. The coding region runs from base 303 to 4910 and encodes 1535 amino acids. The transcript has 21 exons.